AUGCACCGCGGCGGGCAGCCUUUGAAAAAGCGGCGCGGCUCGUUCAAGAUGGCGGAGCUCGACCAGUUGCCUGACGAGAGCUCCUCAGCAAAAGCUCUUGUCAGUUUAAAAGAGGGAAGCUUAUCAAAUACAUGGAAUGAAAAGUAUAAUUCUUUACAGAAAACACCUGUUUGGAAAGGCAGGAACACAGGCUCUGCUGUAGAAAUGCCUUUUAGAAAUUCAAAACGAAGUCGCCUCUUUUCUGAUGAAGAUGACAGACAAAUCAAUACAAGGUCCCCCAAGAGAAACCAGAGGGCCACAGUGGUCCCACAGAAAUUUACAGCAACGAUGUCAACACCGGAUAAGAAAGCCUCACAGAAGAUUGGUUUUCGAUUACGUAACCUGCUUAAGCUUCCCAAGGCACAUAAAUGGUGCAUAUAUGAAUGGUUCUACUCAAAUAUAGAUAAACCACUUUUUGAAGGUGAUAAUGACUUUUGUGUAUGUCUAAAGGAAUCCUUUCCUAAUUUGAAGACAAGAAAAUUAACAAGAGUAGAAUGGGGGAAAAUCAGGAGGCUUAUGGGAAAACCACGGAGAUGUUCUUCUGCAUUUUUUGAGGAAGAGAGGUCAGCAUUAAAACAGAAAAGACAGAAAAUAAGGCUCUUACAACAAAGGAAGGUGGCUGAUGUUUCACAAUUUAAAGACCUCCCAGAUGAGAUUCCACUGCCCCUGGUUAUUGGAACUAAAGUGACAGCACGAUUACGCGGAGUUCACGAUGGCCUGUUCAUUGGACAGAUAGAUGCCGUUGAUACUCUUAAUGCUACUUACCGAGUCACUUUUGACAGAACAGGGCUUGGGACCCACACCAUCCCUGACUACGAAGUUCUUAGUAACGAACCUCAUGAGACAAUGCCAAUUGCUGCCUUUGGACAAAAACAGCGGCCCUCUCGGUUUUACCUGACACCCCCACGGUUACCUUAUACACCACCACUCCAGUCACCGAUAACGGAUAACGAUCCUUUGUUAGGACAGUCACCAUGGAGAAAUAAAAGUUCUGGCUCUGACAUGGAAACGUUAGGCGGUUUUCCAGUGGAGUUCCUAAUUCAAGUGACCAAGUUAUCAAAAAUCCUCAUGAUUAAAAAGGAACACAUCAAGAAAUUAAGGGAAAUGAACACAGAAGCAGAAAAAUUGAAAUCGUAUUCCAUGCCAAUUGGCAUUGACUUUCAGCGGAGAUAUGCCACCAUUGUUCUCGAGCUUGAACAGCUCAACAAGGACCUAAACAAAGUUCUGCAUAAAGUUCAGCAGUACUGCUAUGAGCUGGCUCCAGACCAGGGACUCCAACCCGCAGAUCAGCCGACCGACAUGCGGAGGAGGUGUGAAGAGGAAGCACAGGAGAUUGUUCGGCUGGCCAACUCCUCCACAGGACAGCCCUGUGUGGAAAAUGAGAAUCUCACCGACCUAAUCUCCAGGCUCACAGCUAUUUUACUACAAAUUAAGUGUCUAGCAGAAGGAGGAGACUUAAAUUCCUUUGAAUUCAAAUCACUUACAGACUCAUUAAACGACAUCAAGAGUACAAUAGAUGCUUCUAACAUCAGCUGUUUUCAGAAUAAUGUAGAAAUCCAUGUUGCACAUAUUCAGAGUGGCCUGAGCCAGAUGGGAAACCUUCACGCCUUUGCAGCAAAUAACACCAAUAGAGACUGAGUCUGCGCUGUGAAGGUUCCGCUCUUCCAGCCGCACAGGACGUGUUUUUAAGAAGUCCUUUUCUGUGACAUAGGCUUCCAAUACCAAACACCUGCCUGCUGCAAACAUGGGCAGUUAAGACCUCCAAUUAAGGCAUUUUAGUGUCCUGUACCGCUCCUUAACUGAUGUACUGACCAGCAUUGUAGUUUUCCUUUUUUAUCAUUCAGCUGCUGUAGCAUUGCUUAUGUUACAUGUGUCUCUUAGCAUAUAUUUUUAAAUGGAAAAUGUCUGACUGCAUUAAUAUAAUUUCAUGGAAGACU
Elephantulus edwardii (Cape elephant shrew) is the source of this 1976-nucleotide messenger RNA. RefSeq names its product lin-9 homolog (C. elegans) (gene LIN9). The record is from RefSeq and is a predicted model, not a curated record. Gene Ontology annotation, biological process: DNA-templated transcription; regulation of transcription by RNA polymerase II; regulation of cell cycle. The transcript has 15 exons. NCBI's taxonomy places the organism in Eukaryota, Metazoa, Chordata, Mammalia, Macroscelidea, Macroscelididae. Bases 1 to 1677 code for a protein of 558 amino acids. Gene Ontology annotation, molecular function: DNA binding. Gene Ontology annotation, cellular component: transcription repressor complex; nucleoplasm.